AAUGGGAUUAGUCAAUGAGUAAUGAUCUUGAAAUUAUUACCAGGUCGUUGACCAUGGUCUGGGACAUCUGCCAUAUACAGAAAAAACAGGUGGUCACUCCAACUGAGUCCGUGUAUAUUGGUGUAGAUUUCUGUAAGAGAUUAUGUGGUGUGUCUAUAAUCAGGAGCGGUGAGAGUAUGGAGAAUGCUCUGAGAGCAUGUUGUAAGGGAAUCAAGAUUGGGAAAAUUCUAAUCCACAGAGACGGAGACAAUGGCCAGCAGGUUUCGAUUCCCUCUAUGAUUGUCUUUCAUUUUUUAAUCAACAUAUUUCUAUGAUUCCAUUUUUUAAUCAACCUCUAUGAUAAACUAUUGGUGUUCCAGAUGCUGUUCAAAGAGGUGUACAACCAGAUCAGAUUAUUUUCACAGAUGUUGCCAUGAAGGGUGAACAUAUCAAGCGCAGUGCUUUAGCAGAUUUA
This is a messenger RNA of Humulus lupulus (European hop), 454 nucleotides long. RefSeq names its product uridine kinase-like protein 3. The transcript has 3 exons. Lineage: Eukaryota; Viridiplantae; Streptophyta; Magnoliopsida; Rosales; Cannabaceae. The coding region runs from base 15 to 314 and encodes 99 amino acids. The record is from RefSeq and is a predicted model, not a curated record.